Messenger RNA from Pectinophora gossypiella (pink bollworm), 15416 nucleotides. It is a transcript of the gene Pez, whose product is annotated as tyrosine-protein phosphatase non-receptor type 14. Lineage: Eukaryota; Metazoa; Arthropoda; Insecta; Lepidoptera; Gelechiidae. The record is from RefSeq and is a predicted model, not a curated record. The transcript is spliced from 11 exons. Gene Ontology annotation, cellular component: cytoskeleton. Bases 253 to 3885 code for a protein of 1210 amino acids. Gene Ontology annotation, molecular function: protein tyrosine phosphatase activity. Gene Ontology annotation, biological process: protein dephosphorylation.
GAUGGCCGCAAUGUUGUGAAUUUCAUAUUUUGUGAUGUGUUUACUUGGCAAUUUUUAUUGCUUUCCGUUUAUAUCUAUACGUCACUGUCCUCGAGACGCAAUUUUAUACAGUACGCCAAACUAUAAACCUGGAGUCUUAUUAGAAAUGUGAUUGUAAUGUGGUGCGGGUAACGGAUGCUUCCUAUCCUACAUACCAUAAAUGUAAGGUAACGUUUCUUAUGUGAUGUUAUUGCAAAUCGACGGUGGAGGAAGAUGCCUUUCAAGUUGAAGUUGAAGAAGACGCGGCAGUACAAUGUAGCGUCGAAGAGUCUGUUCGUUAUAAGCGUAGAAUUGCUGGAUGGUGGUGUAGCGGAUUGCACGCUAUCCGUGGAUAGUACGGGGCAGGAAUGCCUCGACAACGUGUGCCAGAGGCAGGCGAUCAACCAGCCGGAGUUCUUCGGGUUACGCUACAUCAACAGAAGCCAGCAGCCGCGAUGGGUGCAGCUCGAACGGCCGUUGAAGCGCCAGCUGGACAAAUACGCGUCCUCGCACCAAUUGUACCUUCGCGUGAUGUACUAUGUGAUCUCAGGGACGAGUCUGAUCACGGAUGAGGUGACCCGGUACCAUUAUUUUCUUCAAUUGAAGAAUGAUCUGAUUGAGGGCCGGAUAAUCUGUGAUUGUCAGCAAGCUGUGGUACUAGCAUCGUACAGCCGUCAAGCAGAGUACGGGAACCAUGACCGGGAGCGGCACACAGUGGAGUACUUGAAGAACCUGCUGACGUUUCCUAAGCAGAUGUUGGAUGGAGGCCAGCUCAUAGAUGGGAGCACCCUGGCAGAGACGGGGAGACUGGAGUGGCUCACUGCUGCUGUGAUACAGCACCACAUGGCUCUUCACAACAUGUCUCAGGCUCAAGCAGAGGAAGGCUUCAUAACGACAUGCCAGCAGCUCCGCGGCUACGGGCAGGAGAUGUUCGCUGCGCGUGCGCAACUGAGCCACAGCGAGGUCACCAUCGCCGUCUGUCUUACCGGCAUCCGCGUGCUGACCGACACCAGCGACACGCCACACUUGUACAGAUGGCAGGACAUAACGAACGUAAUCAACCACAAGCGUACGUUCAGCAUCGAGUGCCAGAAGCAGGGUGAGUCGGCGGGGUUCACACUGCCGAGCCCCGAGGACGGCAAGUACGUGUGGCGCAUGUGCGUGCAGCAGCACACCUUCUACAUGCGCCACCAGGCCGCGCUCAGCGAGGGGGGCAACACCGACCAUCGGCCCAAGUUCCAGGAGCACGGACUAUCGGAGAGCCGCGAAGAGCUGGACGGGCGUGAGCUGGGCAGCUCUGUACGGCUGGAGCCCCUCACGGCCGCACACCGAGCGCACUCCACCUCCUGCCUCGAGCUGGCUGACAACCACCACUCCAGGAACAGGGCCCUCCUUCCCUCGUACCGUCCGGCGCCAGACUACGAGACAGCCAUCCAGCAGAAGUACCAGCAACAACGCGCCGAAGCUCAGCUGCGCUACCAGAACCACCACCACUCGGUGGUCACCACCAACCCCAAGCCUGUGGUGUACGGCUCCCACCCAGACAUACACCGCAUACACUACCCCGAUGUCACCAGGCACACCGGCCCUUUGAACCAGGGAGUCGCCGCUACGGACGACUACGCCUAUGGUCUAAAGUUCAUGGGCACAAAUUACCCCUUCGCAGUCAACCCUAACGUUCAAACAGAACUCAACCCUCAGUUACAUUACGUUAACGUCUACAAGCCUCCUCCACCGUACCCCUCAAAUGGCUUAGCCUCAAAUUCCACCCCUGACUUGGCUGUCGCCAGUCAAGCGUUGAACUAUCACAGAGGUUACAUCAACUCCCAUGUCUCAGGCUCGAGUCCUGAUCUAGUCUCCACCAGAACUGCUUUAAAUCGACAAUAUCUAGGAUACAUCAACCCUGGUAAUCAUAACGUCAUAAACUACGGAAGACCGAACAUCAUGCCCGGGACCCACGGGACCUACAACAACUUAGCAUCAGUAUUGGACCCCAACCCUCAAAUAAUAAUAGACCCACAUCACAUAUCGGACAACUUCCAAAAAGUAUGCGACGAAAGAGGGAACAUAAUGUACUCGAUGCCAAUGCACAGGAUACCUUACCAGCGACAUCUAGUGAUACCGCAGCAACAGAUAAAACUGAACGACACCCAGGAACCGAUAUACGAGAACGUGCCGCUACCCUGGCAAAACGAACACGGGAAAGUAACUAUGAGAAACAGAGCUCAGAGCUUAACGACUACAGACGAAAUCGCUAGACUAAACGAACGGAACAGUAGUCAUCCGACUAUAAACAAAUACAGCAACGUUACCAAACCAAACCUGAACGUGCCAAGCUACCACGUGCCAAUCAAGAUAGAAAACCCAGACAGUCAUUACGUGAACGCGCAAAUAAUAAAGGGCGUUCGAGAAUCGAGCGUCCCGAAAGACUUGAAUACAUCGAAUCGAUCGAUUAACAAGCCGGAUGACUUCGAGAACGUCGCGCUAUCAGUCGAUCGGUUGUCUCUAAAACACGACGAGAAGGAUUACGACGAGACGCCUUACCAGAGUCUGUCGACGCAUAGAGUGUCGAAUAACAAUACGAUAAACAAAGCUACCGAUAACGUCACGUCGAUAAGCGUACCAGACAUGCGGAGCGACCAUAACGCUAACAUGUCGCACAGUAGCGGGGUGGACAGUGCUCUAUCGAAUUCGAUAACGAAUUCGACUUACAGCACGAGUAUAGACUUGGAGAGUAGCAACACAACGAACACUACUAAAAAUAGUACGUCGAGUGUUAGUAGUAAGGAGAAAAAGCGGCGGCGGUGGGGCGUGUUUAUGGGCCGCGGCACGAAGGCGGUGGACGUGAAGAGUGCGACCCUGGGAAGGGAUCGUGCCAAGGGGACCACAGCCCAGCCUGCCAACAGACACCGGUGGUCCACCGGCCUGCCUAAGUUCCAGCCACUGCCUCCCAGUAUUACCAAAGAAACUCUGUGUCAGCUGCUCGAGCGCAAGAUGUCGGACGAGCAGCUGUCGUUCGCGUUCGAGCAGAUCCCGAAGGGGCGCGAGGCGGGCGCGUCGGUGCGCACGGCGCUGCUGCCGCAGCACGCGCCGCUCAACGCCUUCAGCGCCGACCACCUGCCCUACGAGGACAACCGCGUGCGCCUUGCGCCCACGCCCGCCAACCCGCACGGGUACAUCAACGCCUCGCACGUCACGAUGACAGUGGGCAGUACACAGAGGUUCUACGUGGUGGCUAAAGUGGGCACGGGGGCAGUGCCCAAGCUCACCAGUGGGAACCCCAGCGUCGAGCAGAGCGCGCUCGUGUGGGAAUGUAUUUGGCAGGUUGGAGCGAGAUUAUUAGCCUUUGUGGGGGGUGAAGCGCGACCACAUUACCUACCGCCUGAUAAUACCACGGUUGAGUACGGGAAGUUCCAGGUGUCGUGCGGGGCGUCGUCGCGCGCGUCGUGGGGCGCGUCGGCGCGGCUGGUGCUGCGGCGGGGGGGGCGCGCGGCGCGCCCGCUGUGGCACGUGCACUACGAGCGCUGGCCCGACGCCAGGGCCGUGCCGCCCGACGUGCACGAGUUCCUCAGCUUCCUGUCGGAGAUGAGCGCGCUGCGCGUGUCGUGGUCGUGGGAGGCGGCGGGAGCGCUGGGCGCCCGCAACGCGCCCGCCGCGCUGUGCUGCGCCGCGGGCGCCGGCCGCGCCGGCGUGGCGCUGGCCGCCGACCUGCUGCUGCACAUCCUCGACACCAACCAGGAACUGGACAUCCCCCGCACCAUCAGCAUGCUCCACCAGCAGCGCGCGAAUCUCAUACAGAACGUCCACCAGUACAAGUUUCUCCACGAGGUCCUGCUCCAGUACUUGAAACAGUCGCGACUUAUAUAAACACCGCUCUUAAAUUACUAUAUACUAGGUGUAUAGGAGAGACUUGCAGGUGGACAGUCCACUAGAUAAUUGAGAAGGACAGUUCUUAUGAUCCAUAGUAGCCCUAUUCAAAGAACGCAUGACUCACACUAAAUUCGACUGUAUGGGUUUGAAUUCAUGUUUGGAUCAUAGAUAAUUGAUACCACGUUUUUUCCAGGAUUUAUGACCGUUAAAAGCAAUAGACUCGCCUCUUUGUAACAUGAGACUUUACAUAGCUGGCGAGGAGCGGGUGUAUAUUAUAUACAGGGUGUUAGUGACAUCGUAACUAAUACUGACGGAGAUGAUUCAGACCAUGAUUCUGAGUUAAAAUGAAGUGGAAUUUUCCGUCGCAAAAUCAUGUUUUUUUUAUUAUUAUUAUUUUCAAUUCUAUACUUUUGCGAUCGCGAAAUUCCACUAGAUAUUAACUCAGGUUAAUGAGCUAAAUCAGCCCCCUCAGUAUUCGUUCCGAUGUCACUUACACCCCGUGCCAGUACAUACAGGUAGCCAUACAAGUAGGUAUGAUACUGUACCGAAUACUGAGGGGAAUGAUUCAGACCAUGAUUCUGAGUUGAUAUUAAGUGGAAUUUCCUGUCGGAAAAUUCAUGAAAAUUCUUGUGUUUUUUUUUUUUUUAAUUAUUUUUCAUCCACAUAAAUUAAACACUAAAUUAUUCGUGAAUUUUCCAACUGGAAAAUCUACUGGAUAUCAAUCCAGAAUCAUGGUCUGAAUCAUCCCCCUCAGUAUUCGUUACGGUGUCACUAGCACCCUGUAUAAUCUAAAUGCGCGUACUCGUUAAGAUUUAUUGUAACCUUUAUUAAAAAUCUUCGUUUUACGGGUGGCGUUGUGAGAGGGCUUAAUGCGUGUAUAAUUUGUUGCAAUUACUAUUUUGAACGCAGUCUAUUGCUGGACAUAGGCUUCUUUACCAUUUUUAUACUUAUAAUAACGCCCGAACAGCGCCAACACAAUGUAUCAUGUGUUCAAUAGUGUAAUUAACUCUUUCCACCAGUCGCGUUUAUGCCAGAGCAUUCAAAUUCAUAUUCAGUACAGAAGACAAGCAUCUUUUGACGCUCAAAGGUACAUCCAUCGCAAGAUGAACUAAGUACCCACGAUUCACCGAGCUUUCUGUUAGACCAACGUGAUAGACGGUGGCCGAAUCGCUACUGGACGCUACUCAAGACGCUACUGGUAUUUUUUAGUAUUAUUUUCCAAUUAAUUAUGCUUCCUAGAACAAUAAAGUAUUAAAAGCGAUUUUUAUUUGAGCAUAGUGAAAUUUUGAAGACUUUAAUUGCGCAUUUUUCUCAUCGAUCGUGUGGAAACGAAGCUAGUUUGGAAAUUACUUACAGUUCCAAUGCAUUUUAUUGAUUAUCACCAGAUCAUUAAACAAUUUAAAAUUUAUAUCUGCAUGUAAUUACAAUCCAGCACCCAUAGCAUGCUACACGCGAUUCGAUAAACUCUGUAAGCUUCACAGCGCGAUAAACAAACCAAUAACAUAGGGUCAUUUAUCGCCCCGUCAGGUUUUCUUCACUUUACUCCGUAAGCCCUGUCGAGUCCGAUGGUGCCGCCGGCGAUUCUGCCCACCAGGUGACACCCUAUUGAGGGAGGCCGGGUGAGCGACUCCAAGCAGGCGGCACAGGUCUUAAGUGAAGGUGUUGGCCGGCGAGCACGGGACCGAAGGUUCAGACCGGCUCAAGCCGGCGGGGUCGGUAUACAUAUCGCGCGAUAUUCGGUAUACAUAUUUAUAUAAUUAUUUGUGUCUCGUCGCCACACAUUGCUUCCUUCCUUACGAUAGGUCUGACAAAGGCCUCUCGUUUACUCUCGUUCUUACCACGAAUGCGAGCGAAAGAUACAGUCCAUGCGCGCUCCCUUACUCGUUAGCGGCUUAUAGCCAUUUAAGACAAAAGUAAAGCCCAGAUUGGAUAAGGUCGGCCCUCGAAUUAUGGCGAGGCGGAGUGGUCGUCCUAUACGUAUUCUACCCGUAUUCUAAGGUGUUGACACUUCUCCUCCUCCGCCGAGCAUUUUGGUAUAUACAUUUACGUCCUCGACUUGAGGACUUUACUCACUGGAGUCGAACAGGCCACUUGACAACCUAGUCAAAUGAGAUACUUUUUACGAAACGUCAAAACGAAAGUUUUUGAAGUUUGUAAGGAAAUACUGUCCUGUGACGUCAAAAGCGGUCAAAUGUCGUACUCAUUAUUAUAUUACUUAAUUCAUAAAUAAAAUUCGAAAAUAAGUCGAAAAGUAAAAUGAGAUUUUUUGAUCAUGUUAGACUGAAUUCUAUUUCUAGAUUAGCAUUUUAUAACUUAUCUUUGAAAUACCUUAUACUGCCAACAUAAUAAAUUAUACGAAAUUAAUGACGUCAUGUCUUACUGGAGUAAUCUUGAGUUAAGGUUGAGCCGCCGUCUAAGAAUACCAAUUUUGAGGUGAGUUCGAGGGAACCUUGAGGUCGCCUCAACUGACGACGGAGUCCAGCAAAAUAGGAGUUAACAUCUUAGAACACGGGUGAUAUUCUUUAUCCUGUGAUGUCACUUGAGAUUAUACAGUUUAGACCAUGGGGUCUAAACUGUAUAAUGUAUUCCUUGUAUAAACGGUAUAAGAAGACCAGGUAUGCUCAAUCCUAUGACAAGCCGCCAUUGCUAGCCCUUUGGACGUAAGGCGGCCCCUAGACCUACAAUAACAUUGUACAAUACUUUUUAUUGUACAAUAAGAUUGAAAGGCGCUCUGAAUCCAAACGAACAAUUUUAUUGUACAACAAUACAUUCACUCUCUCCUCCCGGACUACCUAUAAAAGACUGAGUAUCCAUAUUAGAGUGUGAAUCUGAUGAGGUUUCCUGAUCUUGUAAAAAAAAAACAUUUCUUUAAAAUAUCAUAAAGUACGUUCGUAAAUUCCAUCUGUUCUAAAUCCAGAUUUCACUGACUGGAGGUGUUUCUUGAGCUCCUUCCGGUAGUUCUUAAAGAAUUGAAUUUAUUCUUCACAUCAUCAUCUAUGCUUGCCUGUGGAAACAUCUCUUUGUAUUUAGACCACAAUGUUUCGUAAGCUAUUUUUUUCUUAUCACGGUCAUGAUAUUCUUUGCUCUUGACAUUUCACAGACACGGCAAUUAUCUGUACAAUCGAAUACAUUCGCUGAUAAACUCUCUUUCCUUAACUUUUGGCUUCACUUUUUCCGCCAUUUUGAACGCGCGUGCGUGUGUCUUCGUGAUGACGAAUCACAGAUUGAAAAAUAUUGACCCUACACGAUGCAAUAGAAAAAUAUUGAACAAUAAAAAUUAAACUCACUCAACCUUAGAUCAAUCCUUGCGCAAUCUUCAAUAUUGCGCAAUGUUAAGCCUACACAGUGCAAGGAAAAAAUAUUGCCCAAUAAAAAUUAGGCUCGCUCAAUCUUUUGUUCAAUCAUUGUGCAAUGUUUCAAUACUAUCCCUAAACGUUCAAUAAUAUUGUGCAUGCAGAUACAUUGUGCAAUAUUAUUGUAGGUGUAUGGGGCCUUAUACCAUGCUUUAGACUGCAUCAAUCUUGCACCAACAAGGAUCGUUUGUAUAUUAAUGUAUUUACACAAUCAAUUGUAUUAUAACUUAAAAAUAAAUCUUUUCUAUGCAUAUUUUGAUUAAGCGAAUGUUUUUGUGAAUGUUUUUUUUUUUCUUAUAACUAUACUGCAUGGAAGACGUGUCCAUUUAGAUCAAUAAUGCAUGUUAUAAGUAUUAAUGUGUUGUAGCUCAUAGAUGCAGGGUGUAUUGUAACUUUGUGCCUAAUGUAAAAAUGUUAUUUCAAUAAUCAUUCUUAGUUAGUUUUAAAUAUUUUUAAUAGUGUUUAAGUGAUAAUGUGCCUUAUAUCGGAGAUUAUUAGCGAUCUGAUGAUAUCACUUCAUGUGCCUUUGACGUUUUAUUUGUAUUUUUAUAUAUAAAAGCUCAGUUUUUGCAAGUAUUAUGAAAUUAUUAAUGUUUUAACAAGGUUUGAUAGAGUAAACUUUUUUUAGUGUUUUUAAAACUAGAAAAUAUUUAAUAUUAUUAAAAACAAUAAGGGACUUUCCAGGUACAUUCAGCAAAAACAGUAUAGAUGGCGGUGUACAACUUUAACGUGAUAAUUACCUAUUUUCUAAUUACUUGGAUACAUAAUUAUUCCAAAAUAUAAAAAUAAUUGUUGCUUGAUAUUUGGAUCACAUUAUGUAUGUGGGAUAGGGCAUGAAGGAAACGAUUGUUAUUUCUUUAACUUUGUUUAUUUAAAAACGUUUUAUAAUCUUCUACGUUUUCCUCUUUAAAAACAAGCGUCCGCCAUUUCCCUGUCAUUCCUGUUCUUCUCUCUCGCUCACUCGUCGCUCUCUCUUUCACACACCUUUGCGUUACGUUUCAUUCAGCCUACCAUUCCUACAUGUAUAGAAUUAUGUUGCUACUUAUAUUGCGUCUCUUUAUUUUGAUUAGAAUAAUUAUGGGUAGAAGAUGUAAUUGUGCCUUGGGGUAAUCAAAAGGGUCAUCAUUUAUAUCCAAAAAUAAAGAUAAAAGAUGUAUUUAUGUCUGUUAUCCAUGAAAUUAGCAAAUUAGGUUAAACGUAGGAAAAUCUGUACAGCGCCAUAUGCAUUGUUUUUGAGGAACGUAGUCUGUAAAGUAUCUCAUUGUUUAAUAUACUGACUUAAUAAAUAGGUACAAGUUUUGCACACGAUCUGCUCAAAAUCGUAUGUUACACAUGAAAAAAAAAAUGUUUAAAUUAUGCAAAGUAAAAUAUGAAUUGUCUAUAUUAUAGCAUUAGAGAAAUAUUGGGAGAUACCAUUAAAACGACUGAUACAAUCAUCGUUAAGACGAAUGACCGUGUAAAAUGAGGCUUUACUUAGUAAAAUAGUUAUCUUCCCCCGUUUACCACACUUAAUGUACUGGAGUAGAACCCACUAUCAUAAAAAUAGCCUCCCCAAAGAACAAUAUUGGUUAGUGUCUCCAGAAUGAUCCCAGUGCUUUUAGAACAUAUUAUGUAUUGUCAACGACACCACGAAACCGCACCACUGUGGUGUCGUUUACAAUUUUUUUCAGGUAAACACACCACAAUAUAAUGAAGUUCUAAUUCAAAUGGGUCACACCACACGUCAUCAGUACUUCUCUGUUAUGAUUGCAGAAAUAUUUUUUUUGGGACCACGAACGCUUGAAAACAUAUUUUAAAAAGGCUUUUUCACAAAUUACAGCAAACAUUGCAAAUGAGAUUAAAAAAAGAUACGGUGAAAAUAAUGAAUACAUGUUGUGUAAUAUUGGGUACCUAACCUAUAGUCAUUUUAUUUUGCUUUGUUAUUAAGUUACGGUAUGAUUAAUUUUGUUUUCCGAAUCCCUUAUCAAGUCGGCAAAUUUCAGCAACAUUACUUUUUUUAUUAUUAUUAAUAGCCUUCAAUGUCCCACUGCAGGGCCUUUGCCUCUCUUGCCUUCUUCCACUCCUCUCCCUGUCCCCAGCUCGUUCGUGCCACCGUUUCGAAAAGCGGUCUAACUCGUCGCGCCAUCUUUUCCGUGGCCUUCCCCGACGUCUGGCUGCAUUUGCAGGAACCCACUCUGUAGCUUUUUUGGGCCAGAGGUCAUCGGGCAUUCGGGCAACAUGUCCAGCCCAGUCCCAUUUCAAGCAGUAUUAAUAAUUAAAACAUAACGAUUUUUUUUAAACAGCCUCCGUGGUCUAGUGGUUAGAGCGUUAGGCUCACGAUCUGGAGGUCCGGGUUCGAUUCCCGAUGGGGACAUUUUCGAAAUCACUUUGUGAGACUGUCCUUUGUUUGGUAAGGACUUUUCAGGCUUGAAUCACCCGAUAGUCCGAAAAGUAAGAUUAUUCCGUGCUUCGGAGGGCACGUUAAGCCGUUGGUCCCGGCUAUUAGUCGUAAAAACACCUCCACCAACCCGCAUUGGAGCAGCGUGGUGGAGUAUGCUCCAUACCCCCUCCGGUUGAUUGAGGGGAGGCCUGUGCCCAGCAGUGGGACGUAUAUAGGCUGUUUAUAUAUAUAUAUGUAUGAUUUGUUUUUAUACACGUUAGACGUCAGUAGUGGCAGUGGUGUGGUUGCCAAAAAAAAAUGUAAACGACACCACAGUGGUGCGGGUUCGUGGUGUCCUUGACAAUACAUGUUAGAACAUAUCCCUCGAUGCAUGCUCGGUGCAGUAAUGUGUUCAUAUUAAUACGUUUGUAUAUCGAUCUUAUCUUGUAUUAAUCUAAUGAGGUACUUUCCAGGUGACGUGCACCAAGAACAAUAUAAAUAGCGUUGUUCAGUUUUAACGUCUUCUCUCGUGUGGGUUGAGAGGUGAAUUACCAACCUCAUCAACCCUGGUGUCAGGGUUACUAUUGAGUCGCCAAAGACCCCUGACAUGACUCAUGUAACGACUACAUACUUACAUCAGUAAGUAGUAACCGGGACCAACGGCUCAACGUGCCUUCCGAAGCACGGAUCAUCUUACUUUCGGACAAUCAGGUGGUCAGCCUAUAAUGUCCUAACCAAACUAGGGAUCACAAAGUAAUUAUUGUGAUUAGUGUUGGGUUCUUACCCGGAAAAUUCCCGCGUUUUGGGAAUUUUCCCAAUUCUGAGGGAAAAAACCCGAAAAAUUCCCAUUUCAAGGGAAAAUAUUUUUUAUCGCAUAUAUUUGUAUUAAAAGUAAGGAUUUCCAACAAAGACCAUUUAAAUAUUAAUGUAUGCCUACUUAUGCCCAAUUUAUCUUCUGUCGUAGUGUCGUAUGAACUCUUAAAAAACUUAAAGGAGAUUAUCGGAUUUCGGCCCAGAAGUCAAUGUGCCGGCCAAAAAAUAAUUUUGCUAUAUUCCUUUAGAUCUUAUGCAUAUGAGCAUUUAUUACUAUGGCACCAAAGCUGUAGGGUCAAUAUCUUCGAUUUUAUUCGAUUUUAAAAAACUGUAUUUUUCAUACAUUUUUGGUGAAAAUGUAAAGUGCCGGCCAAGUAACAAUAAUGGUAUUAUCCUUAGAACUUAUCCGUCUGAACAUUUAUUACUAUCAAUAUUUUCGGUUUUAUUCGAAUUAAAAAAAACUGAAUUUUCAUACAUUUUUGGUGAAAAUGUGAAGAGCCGGCCAUGAAACAAUAUUUGUAUAUCCCGUUAGAACUUAUCCAUUUGACCAUUUAUUAUUAGGGCACCAAACGUCUAUGACCAUUAUUUUGACUUUUGUUGGACUUUAUGUUAUAGUUUCUGUGUGAAAAGUGCCGGUCAGCAAAAAUACAUGUCAAAGCUAUCGAGAAGAUACCUGUAAACAUUAUUCACUAUGACAAAAACGUGUAUGACCAUUAAUUAGUUGAAAAAAAACUUGAUUUUUGAUUCAUUUUGUAUAAAAAUAAAAUAUAACAGGCGCGUUAUUUAAAGGAUCGUCAGAAUGUUUAUUACUAUGGCAUUAAACGACUAUGACCAAUAUUUUGAACUUAAUUCGAUUUUCCAAAAAUAAAAAAAAAAUUAUCUAGUGAUAAUGGAACUAUCUUGCUAAAGGCGUAAUAUGGUGGUCGUCUUUUGAAAAAUAGGUUUGCGUUUGACCACUACCUUACCCGGUGAUACACGCUUAAGAAACUACUUUUUUUAAAGAAAAGUGUAUACAAGGAAUAAACAGUGGGGUGAUAGAGGUACCUACUAUGUUAUCGGCCGAGUAGCACCAGGACAUUGUGAUGGGCAUACUUGCAAAGUACAACUACCCGACUCCUGUUUUCCCUAACAGAUACUUCAGACGUCAUGCCAAUAUACGAGUUUCGUCACUAGAUGGCAAGCUUAUCUUUGGAGAGUGGUAACCAUUUACGGUCAAGGUGAAUCAGUACCAUAAUUCAACCUAAACUUAGGCCGUAACGUUGAGUCGAAUGCAAAAACUACAGCCAACGUCAUAUCUAAAACCAGAUAGUAUUAAUAUAGAAGUUCACCUAACAACACACAAAACAAAAACACAAAGUAUUUAUCUGACUAAUAACUAGUCAUUGGGAAAGCUCUGCUUGUUGUCAUUGUUAAAAUGUAUAAAAAAAAGUUUUUUUAAAAAGUCCAAUAAAAGCCAAAGUCGACAUUUGGUAGUAUAGUAAAAAUUCGUCGUUCAAGUCGUUUACCAAAAGAUUUGACUUAUUUUGUUUCGCUGGCUGACAUUUUCCCAUUUGAACCAAAACGGAAAGAGAGACGAAUAAAAAGUCAAGAUAACGGUCAAAAAUGUUUUGCACCAGAUUAUUAAAUGUUCUAAAGGUCCUUUGUAAUCCGCCGUACCGAAUUUUUUACCCAAACCACUUUAUUUUCAUACAAAAUAAAUAAGAAAUCAAGAUUUUUAAAAUACACUAAAAGCCAAACUAAUGGUCAUACAAGUUUGGCGCUAUAGAAAAAAAUGUUAACAGACAUCUACUCGAUACUCUCAACAUGAUAUUUUUGCUGGUCGGCAUUUUUCAUAUUUAAACUAAAACGUAAAUUCCAAUAAAAGUCAAAAUAAUGUUUAUAGAUGUUUGGUGUUAUUAAAAAUAUUGAGAAGCAACUAUUAGACAGAUUCAACGUAUUUUUUUCGAUGGCCGGCAUUUUAACAUAUUAACCAAAACUGAAGUCCAAAUAAUGGUCAUAGAAGUUUGGCGCCAUACUAAUAAAUGUUGUAACGGUCCUUUGUAAAACGCUUGUAUACCUCUUUUUCCCAACGGACAUAAUAUUAUUUUUUACAAAAUGUAUGAAAAGUCGAGAUUUUUAAAAUCCAAUUAAAGCCAAACUAAUGGUCAUACACGUCUGGUGUCAGAGUAAAAAAUGUUCAGAACAAUCUACUCGAAAAGUUUGACACAUUUUUUUUCUCUGACCGGCACUUUCAAAUUUGGGCCGGCCAAAGUACGGAAAGCCGAUGAUCUCCUUUGUAAUAUAUUUUGAAUGGAGUGUUCGAUUUUAAUAUUUCCAUGCAAAGAUAUCUACAUAUUAUAGGAUAUAUAGGAUGCUUUUGGCACGAGAGAAUGUCAUCAUCGAGGAGCAACAUGGUUUUGUGCAAGAAAUUGGGAGGCACGAAUACCUACAGAUAUUAUUUACUUGGACUAUGAAAAAGCUUUUGAUCGAGUUCCUGUCACACCAUUGAUUGCUAAAUUAGAGCCCUUUGGAAUCAGAGGCAAUGUCGUGAAGUGGAUUGAAGACUUCCUGUCAAAUCGCACAUUCUCUGUGCGCAUCGGAGAAUCAUACUCUGUUCCCAGAAAAGUCCUCAGCGGUGUGCCGCAGGGAUCGGUGUUAGGACCUAUUUUAUUCAGUAUCUACCUUACAGAUCUUAAACAUGGUAUCAUGUCUGAUAUAUCACUCUUUGCAGAUGACACGAAAAUAACGGGGAAUUCACUUAUUAGCCAUAAUAUAAUCCAAGGUGAUCUUGAUAGAGUAAUUGCUCGGACCCGAGAUUGGCUAAUCACAUUAAACGUAGACAAAUGCACUGUGUUGCAUGUUGACAGUAACCACCCCACGUUGAGUUACACCAUUGACUCAAAACCUCUCGAGUGUGUUAAAAAACAAAAGGACCUUGGCAUAACGAUAACACAUAAUCUAAAGUGGGACGAACACAUUAUUGGAAUCACUAAGAAGGAUAACUCCCUCUUAUACAUAAUUAGAAAAGCUUUUUAUCACAUAGAUACGGAAUUGUUUCUUAGGCUUUACAAAACUUACUUACGUCAGACCGCUGUUAGAACAUGGGUUUCAAAUAUGGAGACUUUACUAUCGGAAGGACAUUUCACUACUAGAGAGAGUCCAAAGAAGAGCAACAAAGAUGGUGACAGUACUGGCUGGCCGGAGUGGACCUUAUCGGGGGCCGCAGGACUCUCACCUCUGGCUUGCAUUCAUUGGCCAGCCAGAGUGGGGCGUUAGAGCUAUACGCUCGCAGGGUGGAAGUGAAAGAUGCAUAAGUCGCGAGUUGGUAAGGCGGGUAAACCGCCUCGCAGAAAGCGGUGUACACCUCUUGACACCCUGAGAUGCUCACAACCAUGUCGCCAGCCUUGCCGUCCAGUUGCGUCGGCUAGAUAGGUGGCUCAACCAGUGAGUGACGAGUCACCGCCUGCCCAAUGUAUCUCUGUUAUUAACAUUGGUCGAGCAGGCGCCAUAGUCCCCAUGGCCCCAGUAUAUAGGUUCAUUAACCCCCAACCCAAUAGCCCAGUUCCUUUUGUUCCCAUAAUCUGCAAUAGUCCUACACGAACCAGGGAUUGUCUUUGGAUGCACUCCCAUAGUGCAUACAGGGAUAAUCUCCGGUUGGUGUCACAACACAUUUAAAGUAAAUUGUCUUAAGGGGCCUCUACGUGUUGGCUUCGGCCCCACGCACGCCUUCCAAAAGUCCGGGACUCCAUGACAGACCCGACCCGAGACAUGGAAACGACAUACAAAUAAUAAUAAGAUUAAAAAUAAUUAAAUAAAAAAUAUUUUCCCAUGAUUCGGGAAUUUUUCGGGUGUUUAUUUUAUUUUCCCAUAUUUUCCCGAUAUUUUUUCUUUCCCACCCAAUUUUUUCUUUCCCUGCCCAUCACUAAUUGUGAUAUUUCCCCACCGGGAUUCGGACCCGGGACCACGGAGGCCGUUGAGUUGAGUUUUAACGCGAUAAUUACCUAUUUUCUCAUUAUAAUUAUUUAAAAAUGCAAUGUAAUGGCUGAAGCAUGUAUAAAAAUAAUAGUUGCUUGAUAUUUUGAUCACAUUAUGUUUAAAAUUGUGUUGCUACCUAAAUCGCUUCUCUUUAUUUUGAUCAGAAUAAUGGGUGUAAUAAAAAGGGUCAUCAUUUAUACCCAAAAACGAAGAUGAAAGAUGCAUGUCUGUUAUCCAUGAAAAUAGAAGGUUCAUCGUCAUCAUCAGCCCAUUAACGUCCCCACUGCUGGGGCACGGGCCUUCCCUAUGGGUGGAUAGGGAGAUCGGGCCUUAAACCAUCACGCGGGCCCAGUGCGGAUUGAUGGUUAUUAACGACUGCCAAUGCAGCCGGGACCAACGGCUUAACGUGCCUUCCGAAGCACGGAGGAGCAUAGAAGGUUAGGAGAAAAUAGAAGGUUAAACGAAGAAAAAACUGUACAGCGCCAUCUAUGUUGAUUUUAAGGAACGUACCCUGGAGUCGCUCAUUAUCCUUGUUUCUAGUCGGCAGGCAGCUCCAUAUUAUUUUAAAGUUAAUUAAGAUGUUUGUUUGCACAAAAGUUGACUUGAUAGCACUAUGUUUUGUGUGUAUUAUGUAAGGUCUGUGCCCACUACACCGUAUCAUACUAGGACCGUGUCAGGCAGCGACCGGUGCGUGCCGGACGCUACUAUGUCCACUGCAACAGAGUAACCCCGUUCUAUCCCCGUAUGUACCGGGGUGCAUUGCACGAUUCGGUGUUCAUCAUAGUCAUUUGAAAUUCAUACAAAGAAUAUUUUUUUGCAUGUGCCGGGACGGAUACGGUCCUGGUAUGAUACGGUGUAGUGGGCACGGACCUUUAGUCGUCAUUUCAUGUAGUUUUUCAUAUUUGUCAAUAAUUUCACUGGUGUAUUAAACAAUGAAAUACAGUUACAAUACGAGACAUACAGAGAAAUAAAUAACAAGAAAAUGUAACAGCAAUAUUAUUAUCGACAUUGUGAUGUAUUAUCAGGCAAUAAAGAUUAAUAAUUGAACA